AUGGCAAGUUUAGAUAAUCCUUCAACAGACAUCUUAGAAUACGAUGACGACGACGAAUUUCUGUACGGAUCUACUCUUCCCUCAACAAACGAACAAGUUGCUACCGAAAAAAAUAGCUAUAGUUUUCCCAGAAGUGAACAGAAAAGCACGAGCGAUAAAGAUGGCAAUGAUUUAUAUGAUCCGUCACAUCCAACAUCAGAUGAUAAAGUCGAAGACGAUGAUCUCUAUGAUAUAUAUGGAGAGGCAGCAGUCGAACAAUCAAACGGUGGUGGCCAUCAACCAUCAACAACAAGCCGUAACCCUGCAGUUGAUAUAAAUGCAGUUGGUCAGAUUGAAGGUGUUAAUUUAUAUGACGUGGACUUGGAUUCUUUUGAAGAUAAACCUUGGAGAAAACCAGGUGCAGAUAUAACUGACUAUUUCAAUUUCGGAUUUAAUGAACACACAUGGCGAUCUUAUUGUGCUAAACAAAAACAAAUACGUGAGGAUCAACAUCAAAGAAAAAGAAUAAAUGUUUAUGAAUCAAAACAACACGAGCAUAGAUCUGAACAUUCACGCUAUCAACAACGUGGUCGAGGUCGUCGUGGAAGAGAUCAUGAUGAUUCAGUAAUUCAAGUGGUUUCUAGUGAACGUGAGGCUGUUUUAGAGGAACUCGAACCAAUACCACCACCACAAAUCGUUGAUGGACGACAAAAUGAUGAUUAUGGAAUGCAAGAUACUGGAUAUCCACAAGAUUUUCCUGGUCCACCAAUGGGAGUUCAUAUGUUUGGUGCACCACCAGAAAUGGGAGGUCCAAUCGGAGGCCCAAUUGGGGCACCACCGCCAUUUUUCAUGGGCAAUCCUGAAAUGCCUCCAACCGGUCCUAUGGGUUAUGAUCCUUCAUUCCGUGGAGGACAACCAAUGCGACAAAUGAUGCGAUCCGGAGGUAUGCCGGGCAUGCCUUCUAGGAUACCACCAGGUAUGCCAAGUGCAAUGAGCGGUGGCAUGCCAGGCGGUAUGCCAGGUAGAAUACCACCGGGAAUGCCAAGUGGAAUGGCUGGUGCUAUGAUGAGUAGAGGAAGAGGAAUGCCAAUGGAAGAUAGAUCAUAUUUUUCGAUGGAUGAACCAUCAUCGUGGGAUAUGGAUAAUCGUAAUCAAUCACAAUAUCGACCAAAUUUUCCGAAUGCUCCAUUUGCACAUCGAAUGCGACCAUCUUCAUUACAUCGAUCUGGUGGUGGCCGCGAUACAUCAGUUGAUAGUCGAAUUUCUGAUAGAGCUGGCGGUGAAGAUGAGCGCGAUCGAAUUGAAAGAAGUGGCGGUGGUGGUGAUCGAUUGUAUCCUAUGUAUGAUAGUAGGGAACGAGAAGAUAGUCGGGGCUAUCCUUCUAGAGCAUUAAGGGAAGAGGAACGAUGGGAUGUCUCAAGAAAAAGAAGUGGAAGCUCUGUUCCUCGUGAUGAAGAUGAGUUCAGAACGAAACGAAGACAUUAA
Messenger RNA from Ambispora leptoticha, 1464 nucleotides. NCBI's taxonomy places the organism in Eukaryota, Fungi, Glomeromycota, Glomeromycetes, Archaeosporales, Ambisporaceae. The record is from the annotation of a GenBank genome assembly.